AUGGCGGGUGACAACGAGGAACACGAGGACGAGGACGAGCUCUCCCGCAUCCUCAACGAGACAACCACCGUCAUGGGAAACCACCUCUACCACGAAGCCGCCUCGCGGGGUAACUACGAGAUCAUCGACCUCCUCCUCGACCAACCCAACUUCGAAUGCGACCCCGUCAACCGCCUCGAGGGCGACACGCCCCUGCACACCGCCAUCCGCUGGAUUAACUCGGAACCCCCCGCCCAGCGCGAGUUCGGCAACGCCCUCGUCGACAUGAUGCUCGAGGCCGGCUCCAACCCGCGCGUCAAGAACAAGGGCGGCCUCACCGCCCUCCAGCUCGUCGACCCCCGCAACGCCGCCCUCCGCGACCUCAUCCAGAAGCACGAGUACGCCUCCCUCAACGCCGGCGACUUCAUCAACGUCGACUCCUCCGCCGCGGCCCCGAAGGGCAAGGCGCCCCCGGUGCCCAACCACACGGCGCCCCCGCCGGUGCAGGACGACGAGAGCGAUGACGACGCCGAGUUCAGCGGGAGCGACGACGAGGAGAGGGCCGAGUGGGAGCGCAGACGGAAGGAGAGGGCUGCCAGGAGGGGCUGA
Colletotrichum gloeosporioides is the source of this 588-nucleotide messenger RNA. RefSeq lists its product as uncharacterized. The coding region runs from base 1 to 588 and encodes 195 amino acids. Gene Ontology annotation, molecular function: protein binding. The record is from RefSeq and is a predicted model, not a curated record. NCBI's taxonomy places the organism in Eukaryota, Fungi, Ascomycota, Sordariomycetes, Glomerellales, Glomerellaceae. The transcript has 3 exons.